CUUCUGCUUACUUCACCUCUGUCCUUCCCUUCAUUUCCCUUCUCUUCAACCUUAUCUUUCAAUCUUCUUCUUCUUCUUCUAAUUUUACAUUCAAAGAAAGAAAGACGAUGGGGAACUGUCAAGCUAUUGAAGCUGCGGCCUUGGUUAUACAGCACCCAAAUGGGAAGAUUGAGAGGCUUUAUUGGCCAGUCACAGCUAGUGAGAUAAUGAGAAUGAACCCGGGUCAUUAUGUUUCUUUGAUUAUACCAUUGCCUCCACUGCCUGAACAAGAUCCAAAGUCUGUUCGGUUUACCAGGGUUAAGCUUCUUAGGCCUACUGAUACUCUUUCUCUCGGCCAUGCCUAUCGACUUAUCACUACUCAAGAGGUCUUGAAGGUCUUGAAGGCCAAGAAGCAUGCAAAGGCAAAGAAGCAGCAACAGGAAUCAAUUGAAAACUUGCAGAUAGCUCAGGAGAGGCAGAGUUCAGGUUCUGAAAGAGAACCCAAAUCCCACAUGGAUAAAAACUACCAGUACCAGGCGCUGAAACAGGAAAGGCACCGCCCAAGGGCAAUAUCAGUGAACCCUGCUGCAAUGGGAUCAAAAUCAUGGCGGCCAUCUCUGCAGAGCAUCUCUGAGUCUGCGAGCUAGCUGAUGCUUAUUUCAAGUUUUAAGUUGUUACAUGCACGCUCUUCGUACUUGAGCUUCCUCAAACAAAGAAAUAUAAAUUCAUUGAAACCAUGGAGCUGGGGCCAAAAGUUUCUAAAUCCUUGCCACAAAAAGCCCCAGAUUCAAACAAAAUUUUCAAGUACAAAGACUUCUGUAUAGCUUCAAAAAGAGCAAUGAAUCAAUGUUACUAGUAAAAUGUUGUGAUGAAA
Molecule: messenger RNA, 853 nt
Organism: Mangifera indica (mango)
Lineage: Eukaryota; Viridiplantae; Streptophyta; Magnoliopsida; Sapindales; Anacardiaceae
Exons: 3
Coding region: 108-626 (172 amino acids)
Source: RefSeq, a predicted model, not a curated record